AUGAGUUGUUCAGCUUACAGAGUCAUUGACGAGUUCACUUCCCAUUCCAAGAGUGAGAUAGUUGUUAUUUGUGACAGCAUGUACAGCAAGGAUCAAAGAAUAUAUUUCUUAAUCACUGUGAAAACACUGAUGGAUGGACCAAUGCGUAUUAAUCAGCUUGUGUACAUCAGCAUUCUGUCUGCAGCCUGUUGCAGCUUGCCUGAAGGAUUUCUGGAAGGGCCACCUUGCAACCUACAAAUGGAAUCUUGCAAUUUUCAACACAUUUUGUCCUGGCAGGCAAGAAGUGAUCCAGCUGUACCAAAAUACUAUCGUGUGCUGUACGCUGACCGCAGGAACUGGAAGACUGCUAAACAAUGUUCAAAUAUUACACAACUCUCCUGUAAUCUGACAGAAGAUUUUAAAGAUAUUAACACUCAGUAUUCUGCGUUUGUUCAGAGCUUCAUCGGAACUGAAGUACUCAAUUCUUCUGUACUUACUUUUUUGCCGUUUACUGACACGUUCCUGGGACCACCAGAAGUUAAUAUCAGUUCCUGUCUAAACUGUAUAAAUGUCAGCAUAAAGCUGCCAACCUCUCACUUGAGAAAUGAAGGAAAGCUACUGUCUUUAAUUGAUAUAUAUAAAGAGCUUGAUUACGAUAUAACACUGAAAACACUUGAUAGAGAGCAUAAGAUACCACGUGAGAAAACCACUGAAGAAAGUUUUAGUACCAUCAUUGAGGAAUUGUAUCCAAAUAAAAACUAUUGUGUGUCUGUUAUGGUCACUGCAUCUCUAAACAAACAUUCCAUCCCAUCAGCCUGGAAAUGUAUAACUGCAGACUCUGUAGCUCAACAAGAGUAUCAUACCGUUGCAGUCGCAGGUGCUGUAUGCUUUUCACUGGUGCUAGCUGGUGCCCUGAAGUGUAUGCAUGUAGGAGGUUACAUUCUUCAAACAAAAGCCCUUCCACGUACCUUGGUAUUCAUCAAGACAUUAUCCUAUUCACCUUGGAUAUUUAAACCUGAGGAAAUAGCCUCUGUAGAGAUUAUUUACAGAGAGCUGAAAAAAAAGGUAAAUGAAUCCAGUGGUGGUAUCAAUGAUGAAGAUGACAGCGAUGACAGUGACAGUGAUACCAUAAGUAAUCAGAACUAUACGAGGCGUGAUCUCCUAGGCAGAGUACCUCAUGCCUCAGACACGCCAGAGGUAUUUGUGCAGUACUCUACAAAUAGUACAUGUGAUGACAGCAGCAGCCAGGCAAGUGAAAAUCCAGACACUGACCCCCAAGUUUUGGCAGAGUGUGAGAUGGGCAUUGAAGGAGACAGAGACACAAGCUGUGAGUUACUUAAUCCUUUCUCGGAGGUAAAUUAUAACUAUUCUUCUAGGCAAAGCAACAGUGCUUGCUUUACCAUUAACUUAAAAACUGUGCUCUUGGGAGCCUCUGAAGAGAACGUGGAUAGUUCUGCAGCUCUUCUUUCUUCCCAAGAAGAUGCAGUUGACUGGCAAUGUACUCAUGCUUUUGAAGCCAGACUCCUGGAUGACACAGAAAGUGUGCAGACACCACGCUGUCGGAAUGGCUCUCGUGAAUGGCAAAAUUCCUCUUGUUCUUCUCAUGAAAGUGACUCAUCAGAUUCAGAUACGGACCCAAAAACUGAAUACAUAAGAAGAUGA
Messenger RNA from Antrostomus carolinensis (chuck-will's-widow), 1641 nucleotides. It is a transcript of the gene IFNAR2, whose product is annotated as interferon alpha and beta receptor subunit 2. Bases 1 to 1641 code for a protein of 546 amino acids. NCBI's taxonomy places the organism in Eukaryota, Metazoa, Chordata, Aves, Caprimulgiformes, Caprimulgidae. The transcript is spliced from 9 exons. Gene Ontology annotation, biological process: cytokine-mediated signaling pathway. Gene Ontology annotation, molecular function: interleukin-22 receptor activity; protein binding. The record is from RefSeq and is a predicted model, not a curated record. Gene Ontology annotation, cellular component: plasma membrane.